AUGAAUGAACGAAGAAGUCAGGCGCUGGCCACAGCAUUGUUGCAAACAGCCGCGAGGAGAGCAGUGUGGACAAGCCACGAAGCGCAAUCAGAUGAUGACGACCCUUUGCUGACGCUUUUAACGCGAUCGUGGAUGACAACCAUUAUGCAGGCCGUGGGGGAUGAUGUCAGUGUUGCAACGCACGAUGCCGCACUCAUUAGCAAAGAUGACAACAAGGCGGCGAUGACGGCGGCUGGCAUUACUUGCAUAUGUAUACAUGUGCAUGUGCGAGCAUGGAAGAAUGCAUUACUUAAUGAAAUUCGGAAAUUUGGUAAUCAUAAUAGUAAUAAUAAUGGCGAUGCUAAUGCUAAUGGUAAUCUUAAUGGUAAUGGAAAUUGUAUUGGUAAUGGUCAUGGUAAUGGUAAUGACAAGAUUAAUGGUAAUGGUAAUGACAAUGGUAAAGUAAUCGGUAAUGGUAAUGGACAAGGUAAUGGUAAUAGUAAUGGUCAAGGUCACGGUAAUGUUAGGGUCAUUGGUAAUAGCAACGGUAAUGGUCAAGGUAAUUGUUUUGGUAUUGGUAUUGGUAAUGGCGAUGAUGCAUAUUACUAUAGUACUUGUAUAUGUAUGCAUGGGCAUAUGCGAGCAUGGAAGAAUGCAUUACUUAAUGAAAUUCGGAAAUUUGGUAAUCAUAAUAGUAAUAAUAAUGGCGAUGCUAAUGCUAAUGGUAUUGGUAAUGGUCAUGGUAAUGGUAAUGACAAGAUUAAUGGUAACGGUAACGGUCUUAAAGACAAUCGUAAUCUCAAUGGUAAUGACAAUGGUAAUCUCAAUGGUAAUGGUAAUUAUAAUGAUAAUGAUUAUAUUAAAGGUAUUGGUAUUGAUCAUGGUCAUGGUAGAGGUAAUGACAAUGGUAAAGUUAUCGGUAAUGGUAAUGGUCAAGGUAAUGGUCAUGGUCAUGGUAAUGUUAGGGUCAUUGGUAAUAGUAAUGGCAAUGGUAACGUAUUGGCCUAUUGA
Rhagoletis pomonella (apple maggot) is the source of this 990-nucleotide messenger RNA. Its product is annotated as aspartate and glycine-rich protein-like. The record is from RefSeq and is a predicted model, not a curated record. The transcript is spliced from 6 exons. Bases 1 to 990 code for a protein of 329 amino acids. Lineage: Eukaryota; Metazoa; Arthropoda; Insecta; Diptera; Tephritidae.